AAACCUAAUUUAAUUAAUCAUCUAAUCUUGAACAACACACUUAUAUAAACACCUCACUAUUAUCAACCCUCCAAAUUAAAACAACAAAAUGAAAAUCUCAUCACCAUUUCUAGGAUUAUUACUACUAAUCCUCACACUAAUUUCCUUCACUAAUCCAUCUCAUCAACAACCCUAUUCUCCACCUCAAAUACAAAACCCUAGACUCCUCAAUGCCUUCAUAGCCCUCCAAGCUUGGAAGCAUGCCAUCACCGGCGACCCCAAGAACUUCACCGCCGGCUGGCGCGGCCCCGACGUGUGCCGCUACGCCGGCGUCUACUGCGCCCCGGCCCCCGACGACCCCCACGCCACCACCGUCGCCGGCAUCGACCUCAACCACGCGGGGAUCGCCGGCACGCUCCCCGAGGAGCUCGGCCUCCUCGCCGACCUCGCCGUGCUCCACCUCAACUCCAACCGGUUCACGGGCGGCCUCCCCGGCGGCCUCCGGCACCUCCGCCUCCUCUACGAGCUCGACGUCAGCAACAACCGCCUCUCCGGCGGGUUCCCGGCCGUCGUCCUCUGCCUCCCCUCGCUCAAAUUCCUCGACAUCCGAUACAACAAGUUCGCCGGGGACGUCCCCGGCGAGCUCUUCGACAUGAAACUCGACGCUAUCUUCGUCAACAACAACCGGUUCAAGCUCACGCUCCCGAGGAACCUCGGGAACUCGACGGCCUCCGUCUUGGUCCUCGCCAACAACGAUCUCCGGGGGUGUAUUCCCCCGGAGAUCGGGAAAAUGGCCAACACGCUCAAUGAGAUCAUUCUCAUGAACGCCGGCCUCGCCGGCUGCUUGCCGGAGGAGGUCGGAAAGCUCGUGAAGCUCACGGUCUUCGACGUCAGCUCCAACAACCUCGUCGGGAGCCUGCCGGAGUCGAUGGGGAACAUGAGGAGCCUCGAGCAGCUGAACGUCGCCGGCAACAAACUCUCCGGCCAGAUUCCGGCGAGCAUCUGCUCGCUGCCGCGGCUCGAGAACUUCACUUACUCCGACAACUACUUCUGCGGCGAGGCGAGCUCGUGUUUGAAGCUCAAGGAUAAAGAUGAUGCCAAGAAUUGUAUACCUUAUAGACCUAAGCAACGUUCUUCUCAAGAAUGUCACGAUUUCUAUUCGCACCCUGUGGAUUGCAGCGCCUUCGGAUGUUCGGCGAGGCGGCCCCCGCCGCCUCCUCCUCCGCCGCCUCCGCCACCGCCGCCGCCGCCGCCACAUUCCUACUAUCCAUGAUCGAAUUGUUUUGUUUAUAAAUUUCUAUCAUUGACAUUUUCUUCUUUUGCUUUUACUUUCUUUUGUUUACUUUUAAAAAUAUAUAUAUACAUAAUUUCAAGGGUUAA
Messenger RNA from Salvia miltiorrhiza (redroot sage), 1359 nucleotides. RefSeq names its product leucine-rich repeat extensin-like protein 6. The record is from RefSeq and is a predicted model, not a curated record. NCBI's taxonomy places the organism in Eukaryota, Viridiplantae, Streptophyta, Magnoliopsida, Lamiales, Lamiaceae. Gene Ontology annotation, molecular function: protein binding. The transcript has a single exon. The coding region runs from base 89 to 1252 and encodes 387 amino acids.